AUGACGGCCUUGCACUGGGCUGCUUAUAAUGGGCACACCGAGAUUGUUGACAUUCUUAGCCAGAAGAAAGGGUUGCUGGCCAGAACUAACAUUGCGGGACGAACAGCCUUACAUCUGGCUGCAAUGAAGUCACAGUUCGCGGUGGUGGAGCUGCUUCUUCGGAAGAGUAUGCCAUUAGAAAACCGCUGCCUCUCGGGUCUCACGCCGCUUCACUAUGCGUGCAUGGCUGAUAAUUGUGAGGUUACGAAGCUUCUGCUUAUCUCGGGCGCCAAUAUCGAGGCCCAAGCUGACUCGGAUCAACGUCGACCGGUCCACCUUGCAGCUGUCCGUGGGUCGAUGGCACUUCUUAAUUUACUCUGUGACAAAGGAGCUUCUCUGGAUGCCCGUGACACCGCGGGAGAUCGAGCGCUCUGCGUAG
Aspergillus welwitschiae is the source of this 418-nucleotide messenger RNA. Its product is annotated as ankyrin repeat domain-containing protein. Lineage: Eukaryota; Fungi; Ascomycota; Eurotiomycetes; Eurotiales; Aspergillaceae. The transcript has a single exon. Gene Ontology annotation, molecular function: protein binding. Gene Ontology annotation, cellular component: ciliary inversin compartment. Gene Ontology annotation, biological process: protein localization to ciliary inversin compartment. The annotation marks the transcript as partial. The record is from RefSeq and is a predicted model, not a curated record.